This is a messenger RNA of Triticum turgidum subsp. durum (durum wheat), 945 nucleotides long. Lineage: Eukaryota; Viridiplantae; Streptophyta; Magnoliopsida; Poales; Poaceae. The record is from the annotation of a GenBank genome assembly.
AUGAAGAGGCGACGCAGGCGUGCUCCUGCUCCGUCGGAAUCGGAUAUCCAGCGCAUUUUAGACGAAUGUUUCAUCCUCCUUCUGUUCGAGACACCCUCUGGCUUUGCACUUUUUCAUUCUGCUUUGUCACUCAUUAACCGACCAGAUUCUAUGGAGGACAUAUGGUCUUAUUUCAUCUAUGAUUGCAUGGCAAAACUUGCUAUUACGCUGAAAGAGUUUCAAACUUUUGAGGACAAGUCCAGUGCCAUUAAUCAAAACAGUGGUGUCAACGAAAGGCUUACUCAGAUGAUCAGGACGUGGAUCGGCGGGAAGAAACUGGCAGUUGGAAAGCCUGAAUAUAAGGAAAUUAUUGAAGAGAGAUUGAAAAUAGACUGCCUGUAUAAUCCAGCAGUGAUGGAGGUGAUGUGGGGUAUACAGAAUUGCAUGCCAAGUUUGGUGCCUGGAGAAAAAUCACAGCUGGCUGAAGAGGACCGCGUCCCGAUGAGUAAGGGAUUGCGAAAAGUCUUGAAGCGUUAUGACUGUAAUGUCAAAACAAAGAUUGUCAGCAAGCAAAUUAUUGAGACGGCUGCCGCCUUGUUUAAGUGUGAUUCGGCUGUGAAGGAUAAUUCUAGAGCCAUGCGGAGGGCAGGUGAUACCAUUAAGGCUAUUUCUGGCAUCAGCUGUGAGGGUUGGAGCUUACUGGAAAUUGCAACAGCUCUGAAGAUGAUAUGGUGGCCUGAAGAAGUUGGCGAUUCUUGUGCGGUUUCUAAAGAUGAGGCAGCAAGACUGGCGAAUGAUGCCGGUAAAUAUGAUGUCCUGAUGAAUAAGCAUGCUUGCUUGCGAGUCUACGAUGAGAUGGUGGAGGCUAAUGAUGUUAGGAUCUCGAAAGGAGCACUACUGAGAUCAUUGGUUGAGCACGAGCCGAGGAAGCAUAUGAAGCGGAAGAGGCUGAAGAAUCCCAGCUAG